This is a messenger RNA of Chenopodium quinoa (quinoa), 4445 nucleotides long. RefSeq names its product ABC transporter B family member 15-like. Gene Ontology annotation, molecular function: ATP binding; ATP hydrolysis activity; ABC-type transporter activity. NCBI's taxonomy places the organism in Eukaryota, Viridiplantae, Streptophyta, Magnoliopsida, Caryophyllales, Amaranthaceae. Gene Ontology annotation, biological process: transmembrane transport. Gene Ontology annotation, cellular component: membrane. Bases 999 to 4169 code for a protein of 1056 amino acids. The transcript is spliced from 6 exons. The record is from RefSeq and is a predicted model, not a curated record.
ACCACCUCGCCCUCACCAACACCACCUCAUCAGCUCAUUGCCACAAUGCCACCCUCACCAACACCAUCACCAUCACCAAGUAAGUCUAUUCUUAUGAAAACAAAAAUAAACCCAAUAGAGGGAAAGAGAACACUCCUAUAGUCCUAUCCUAUGAACAAGAAAACCUUCAGCCAUCCAUUUCUGAACUAAAUACCCAAUUGAUUCCCCUCUUGGAAGCCUCUCUAUUCUAAAAGACAACAUCUUGGGUGCUUCUUCGCCAUUAGAGCUCGAAUUCUUCAAACCCAAUUCAGAUUGCUCACUGAUUAUUUGAGUACAUAAUGGCAAUAGGUUUAAUUUGUUGCUCGUUUUCAGAGGCACACCACCUGUUCGAUGAAAUGCCGCAGUGAGCGAGCACCCUAAUGCAAGGGCGAUUGCUCUCAUAUUUCUUAGAUGUGAGACCAACCCAGUUAAUUGGAGAGGUGUAUCAGGGUUUUUACAGAAAAUUAACCAGCAAUUGACCCAGUUAAUGUUCUUCACCUUCUUUCUUCAAAAAAAAAUAUGUUCUUCACCUUCUUUUUUUUUUGUGAGAUGGCGUUAGUGAGGGUGGCAAUGAGGUAGUGGUGGUGGUGGGGUGGUGUUGGUGAGGGAGAAAGAGGAAAAAUACAGGGAGGCUGUCAAUGCCGGAAAACAUGGUCAACGCUCGGGUUCCGGCAUAAGAGGGAUAUUGUUGGACGAGAACAGCUGAAAGACAAGCCUCGAGACUGCGAUAUAAAUACUUGAAAGCAGUGUUGAGGCAAGAUGUGGGUUACUUUGAUUUAAAUGUUAGUAGUACUUCUGAAGUAAUCAUCAGUGUUACCAAUGAUAGCCUUCUCAUCCAAGGUGUAAUAAGUGAAAAGGUACCAAAUUUUGUGAGGAACGCAUCCCUAUUUGUCUCAAGCUAUGUGGUAGCAUUUUCAUUGCUAUGGAGGUUAGCAAUAGUCGGGUUUCCCUUCGUAGUUUUCCUUAUUAUACCGGGCUUGAUGUACGGAAGGAUAUUGAUGGGACUAUCUAGGAAGCUGACUCUUGAGUACAAUAAGGCUGCAGGCAUAGCAGAACAAGCAAUAUCCUCCAUAAGAACAGUCUAUGCCUUUGUAGGAGAACAGAAAACAUUAUCUAACUUCUCAACUGCUUUGGAAGGAUCAGUGAAGUUGGGACUCCGACAAGGUUUGGCUAAGGGUGUCGCUAUUGGUAGCAACGGCGUAAUUUUUGCUGUUUGGGCUUUCUGUACUUGGUAUGGUACCAAACUUGUUUUAAACCACACUGCUAAAGGUGGUACCAUUUAUAUGGUUGGUGCUGCCCUUUGUGUGGGAGGACUAGCUCUGGGUUCCAGUUUACCGAACAUUAAAUACUUCUCAGAAGCUGCUAUAGCAGGAGAGAAGAUGAUGGAAGUGAUAAACCGGGUGCCGGAUAUUGACUCGGAAAAAAUGGAUGGGCUGACCUUAGAUAAUAUAUCUGGGGAAGUUGACUUUAAGAAUGUCAGUUUUACUUACCCUUCAAGACCAGAUUCAAUAAUUUUCCGCGACUUCUCACUGCAAGUUCCUGCAGGGAAAACAGUCGCAUUAGUUGGAGGGAGUGGUUCAGGGAAAUCUACUGCAGUAGCUUUGCUUCAAAGGUUUUAUAACCCCCUCGGUGGGGAAAUACUUUUAGACGGGGUGUCAAUUGAUAAACUUCAACUUAAGUGGUUGAGAUCACAAAUGGGGUUAGUCAGCCAGGAACCUGCACUUUUCGCGACUACAAUUAAAGAGAACAUACUUUUUGGCAAAGAAGAUGCUUCGAUGGAUGAGGUCAUUGAAGCUGCAAAAGCAUCGAAUGCUCACAAUUUCAUCAGUCAAUUGCCUCAGGGCUAUGAUACACAGGUUGGAGAAAGAGGAGUCCAAAUGUCAGGUGGACAAAAGCAAAGAAUAGCAAUAGCUAGAGCAAUAGUCAAGAAACCGCGUGUCCUGCUCCUAGAUGAGGCAACUAGUGCAUUAGACUCCGAGUCAGAACGAGUUGUCCAAGAAGCACUUGACAAGGCUGCUUUGGGACGAACCACAAUAGUUAUUGCCCACAGACUCUCCACGAUUCGUAAUGCUGACACUAUUGCCGUUAUCCAAAAUGGCCAGGUGAUGGAGAUCGGUUCCCAUGAUGAGUUGAUCCAACUCAAGGAAGGGAUGUACACUUCAUUAGUCCGGCUACAGCAGAUGGAAAAAUCUAAUGAUAAUCAAAGGACUUUGUCUCACCCUUCCACCUCAAACUUACCUAUGUCUUACAAUGUGGAUACAAGACAUAGCAUGAGUAGCCGUACACUCUCAUUAGGGAGUCGCUCAAGUUCAGUCAAAUCGGUGCAUGACUUUGCCAAUGAACUUGAUACCAAGCCUAAGGGAGAUGAAAUAUUGCCUGUCCCAUCACUUGGUAGAUUGUUGUCUUUGAACUUACCCGAGUGGAAACAAGCCAUUUUGGGUUGUUUGGGUGCUAUAUUAUUUGGAGCAGUCCAACCACUUUAUGCAUUCACUAUGGGGUCUUUGAUAUCCGUAUAUUUCUUGGAAGAUAAAGAAGAGAUCAAGAGGAAGACUAUGAUUUAUGCUUGGUGUUUUUUUGGAUUGGCUGUGCUCUCAUUUAUAGUGAAUAUUGUUCAACAUUACAACUUCGCAUAUAUGGGGGAGUUCUUAACUAAGAGAGUACGAGAAAGGAUGCUAGCUAAAAUGCUUGCUUUUGAGGUUGGGUGGUUCGAUCAGGAUGAAAAUAGUACUGGUGCUAUUUGCUCAAGGCUUGCUAUAGAUGCCAAUGUUGUAAGAUCGUUGGUUGGAGAUCGGAUGUCACUCAUAGUCCAAUCAAUUUCCGCUGUUGUAACUGCAGUUACCAUGGGCUUAAUCAUUUCAUGGAAGCUAGCCAUUUUCAUGAUAGCAACCCAACCCCUAAUUAUAAUUAGUUACUACGCGAGGGCGGUUUUACUUAAAAACAUGUCUAAGAAGGCAAGCAAGGCACAAAAUGACAGUAGCAAGUUGGCUGCUGAAGCUGUAUCCAACCUUCGCAUAGUCACUGCUUUCUCGUCCCAGGACCGAAUCCUAGCAAUGCUUGAGAAGGCACAAGAAGGCCCUCGAAAGGAAAGUAUUCGACAGUCAUGGUAUGCAGGUUUUGGGCUGGGAGCCUCUCAGGGCAUGUACAUUUUUGUUUGGGCCGCUGAUUUUUGGUAUGGUGGUAGGCUAAUGGCUCAUGGUCUUCUAACUUCUAAGGCAUUGUUCCAGAACAUCAUAAUCUUAGUGACCACCGGGCGUGUCAUUGCUGAGGCCGGGAGCAUGACCUCAGACCUUGCCAAGGGUGUGGAUGUUGUUGGAUCAGUGUUUGCAGUCCUAGACCGUAUUACCAAGAUUGAUCCCGACAGUUCUGACGGAUACCAUCCUGAGAAAAUAAGUGGUCACAUAGAAAUCCAAGAUGUACAAUUUUCAUACCCUACUAGGCCCGAUGUUGUGAUUUUCAAAGGCUUCUCAAUAAAUAUUGAGGCUGGUAAAUCAUCCGCGCUAGUGGGCCAAAGUGGGUCAGGUAAGUCAACUAUUAUUGGAUUGAUCGAAAGGUUCUAUGUUCCUCUCAAGGGGUCUGUGAAAAUUGAUGGACGUGAUGUGCAGACGUAUAACCUUAGGUCCCUUAGGAAGCAUAUAGCUCUAGUGAGCCAAGAGCCUUCAUUAUUUGCCAAUACCAUACGGGGGAAUAUAGCCUAUGGAGCUAGUGAUGAGGUUGAUGAAUCAGAGAUUAUAGAAGCUGCAAAGGCAGCUAACGCUCAUGGCUUCAUAUCCGGACUAAAAGACGGGUAUGAUACGUGGUGUGGAGAUAGAGGGGUUCAAUUAUCAGGAGGACAAAAGCAAAGAAUAGCAAUAGCAAGAGCUAUUCUAAGAAACCCAGCAAUACUAUUGUUAGAUGAGGCAACAAGUGCACUUGAUAGCCAGUCUGAAAGUACUGUGCAAGAGGCACUCGAACGAGUAAUGUUUGGUAGAACAAGUGUUGUAGUGGCACAUAGGUUGAGCACCAUACAAAAGUGUGAUCUUAUCGCGGUGUUAGAGAAAGGGGUGGUUGUAGAGAAAGGUACACAUUCCUCUCUUUUGGCUAAUGGACCUAACGGAGCCUAUUAUUCUUUGGUGAACCUUCAUGGCACACCACAUCCUUCAAAUUUGGAGUAGAUAAUUAGAAAUGUGCAAUGUAGUACUAUAUAAAUUUGGAGAAAGGCGAAGUAUUGUAUUGACAUGUAUUUGCUUGUUCAUUUAGACUUUAGAGCCCAGAUAUAUGAGGUCCAAUGAGGAGCGUCAAUUGAAUCAAUUCUGUUUUCUUUAAACCUCUAAAAUAAUUAAUUGUUUAUGCUAUGCUAGAAGGAUUUGUACUUAUUUUGUUCAUUUAUUAUUACUAGUAUAACGUUGGGGUUUACAAAAUUGCCAAUAAACAUUUUGUUCGGAACACCA